Molecule: messenger RNA, 2549 nt
Organism: Zerene cesonia (dogface butterfly)
Lineage: Eukaryota; Metazoa; Arthropoda; Insecta; Lepidoptera; Pieridae
Product: wee1-like protein kinase
Exons: 11
Coding region: 112-1806 (564 amino acids)
Biological process (GO): protein phosphorylation; mitotic cell cycle
Cellular component (GO): nucleus
Molecular function (GO): ATP binding; magnesium ion binding; non-membrane spanning protein tyrosine kinase activity
Source: RefSeq, a predicted model, not a curated record
UCAUCCGCCAUAACGAUUGUGAAUUUGUGAAAGUGAGCUUUGUUUGAUUGCACGGAAUAACGAAGAUUUCGUGUGUUUUUAAUUAAAAGUGAGUUAUAUGUGUGUUUAAACAUGAGUGAUUGGUAUAGAAUGAAGACUGGGUUUAAACAUAACUCUUCUGAGUUGUCAGUGGAAACAUCUGGUGAAAUGUCAGACUCAAUGUUUUCGGACAAUCUAAGCCCGAUACCGGCGGCUUCUAUAGUGCCCAGGAAGUUGGAUUUUAGAGACUUCGACGAUGAAGAAUUUCGGAUUAAGGAUGCUUCUCCAGCACCAGCAUCUUUGAGUCCACCUUACAAGCGGGUUCGAGCGUUAAAAUUAUUCGAUAGUCCACACACGCCGAAAACCCUUCUAGAAAAAUGCUCAACACCAUCCCACCAUGUGUCGCGAUGUAGACUCUUUCCACCAAAACUUGAAGUUCCAUCGGGCAUGCCGUCAGGAUCCAGCCACCACUUGCACCCACCAUCGGACGAGGACAGUGCACUGGGCAGUCUGCCACCGGACGAGAUAGAGGACAGCAGAACGACCAGGCCGCUGGCUAACAUCAACCCUUUUACGCCUGUUGGCCAAGCGUUGAAUAAGAAGAAACGUGCAUUGUCUAAAACACCAACGUGGGGUGACGCCACCCCCGAACAACCGGCGAAAAGAUUGAGGGAAUCGAACAUAUCCCGCUACAACGUGGAGUUCGUCGAGCUCGGGCUGAUCGGGCGCGGGCAGUUCGGGCGCGUCGCGCGCUGCGUGAACAAGCUGGACGGCUGCGUGUACGCGCUGAAGCGCUCGCUGCGGCCCGUCGCCGGCUCGGCGGCCGAGCGCGCCGCGCUCACCGAGGUGUACGCGCACGCGGCGCUCGGGAAGCACCCGCACGUCGUUAGAUACUACUCAGCGUGGGCGGAGGACGAUCACAUGAUAAUACAGAACGAGUACUGCGACGGCGGCUCGCUGCAGCAGGUGAUCGAGGGCGGAGCCCUGCCGGAGAGCGAGCUGCUUCUGCUGUUGGCGCACAUCAGCGAUGGGCUGGCCUACAUCCACUCCCUCCAACUGGUGCACAUGGACGUGAAGCCGGGGAACAUUUUCAUAUGUCGCGAGGAGGUUGCCUCGCAUACGGAGUCUGAUGAUGGCUAUGAUGAUGAUGACCAUCCGAUUGUGCCGAAGCAUAAGUAUAAGAUUGGUGACCUGGGCCACGUGACCUGCGUGUCCUCCCCCUCCGUGGAGGAGGGCGACUGCCGCUACCUGCCCCGGGAGGUGCUGCAGGAGGACUUCACGCAUCUAACUAAGGCCGAUAUAUUUGCCUUUGGGCUGACGCUGUUCGAGGCGGGCGGCGGCGGGCCGCUGCCGAAGAACGGGCCGCGGUGGCACGCGGCGCGCGACGGCCGCCUGCCCGACCUGCCGCACCUGUCGCGGGAGUUCAACCAGCUCUUGAAGAAAAUGGUCGACCCCGACCCGACGCAGCGUCCCUCGGCAGCGAGACUGCGAAGACACCCGUUACUACACCCGACUGGGAACAAGAGUAAAGCGCAACUGAGAAGGGAACUGGCGGCUGCCGAACUGAAGAAUCAGAUGUUGCACAACAAACUCAAGAUGGCCGCCAGAUGCCUCCAGUCCCUAACGCCCAACUCGCUAGCGAAUCAGGAAUCGGCGAAAUUCAAAACGCGAGCCGCAAAAAGGCUGCAACAUCGGCGCUUCGAUACGAACAUCGACGAGAUGCUCCGUUCCGUGACCGCGCCCAUACAUACAGACAGACGGACGGACAGGCGGGGUAAAAAGAAUUAGCAUAUAAUAUAUAUAACAUAUAUGUUUAUGUAUAAGAUAUAUUAUACAAGCGUGGCCCGAAUUUGAUACGAAAUAUAUUUGAUGUACGAUAAACAAUUGGAUCUGUAUUGGCUCGUAAAUUGUCCGAUGUAAAACUCUACCUGCGCGUGCGCGCUUGGCAGAGUUUUGUAACGAGCGAUACAAUAGACUUUGAACGUUACUGCCACGGCAUAAGGUGUUAAUUACAAUGGAAUAUUUUACGUUUCACUUCUACAACGGAUAAUGUUUACGACCUUUUUUGUGCGAGUCCAAUUGUUUAUAUUGAGUCAAUUAUUAUGAUUGGUAAUGAUGAUGAUGAUGAUGAUGAUGAGAUGAUUUAGACAGUGAUUGGUGAUGAUUGAAAUGUGAGCAAGCCGGCUUUGAGAAUUUUCAACUUUUGUGAAAUGUAUGGGUUAAUGGGUGUAUUCUUAGAUUAUUGUGUGUAUGGCAAGGGUUUUUCAACCGAAUUCAAAAAUAGAGGAUUUCGAUUUUUCAAUUUAACUGUUUUUUUUUUUUUUGGGGUUUGUUAUCUCUGAGAUUUCGGAUGCGGAACCGAUUUUGAUGUUUAAUUUUAAUUUUGAAAGCUUUGGUGCGUUCCGUGUCCACUUAGAGUUGGUCUAGCUCGGACAAUUCGAUGGAGGGUACAGAUUUUUAAGGUUAAAAUGCUUAUAACUUUUUUUUUACAUUUAGUACACAUAAAAAAUGUUUUAUGAUUAUAGAAAAAU